AUGAAGUUGAGGCCUUUGGCCAUUAAGGUCUGUGAUUACGCCCUCGACUUCGCCCUCGCCUUCGCCUCUUGUCGCCGUCAGGACUGGGCAAUUACGGCCCCAGCCGACACUCUCGGACUGAAGCGAGCCGUCUUUUUGUCGUCCGCUCCAAUUACGGUACGAUCCGAAACGUCUGAGCUAUUUGCUCGUUGUAUGCACCCCUGA
Molecule: messenger RNA, 204 nt
Organism: Protopolystoma xenopodis
Lineage: Eukaryota; Metazoa; Platyhelminthes; Monogenea; Polystomatidea; Polystomatidae
Source: the annotation of a GenBank genome assembly